UACUAACCCAACCCACUACUAGCUCCCUCUAGAAGAAGGAUCAUCGUCUAGCUUGUUCAUACAGAAAAAGGGAAGCAAGAUGUAAGAGCUAUCCUAGCUCCCCUGCACAUGCACAAUGAACGAACUCGACCUGUGUCAGUCGUUCAGUUGCCCAGUGCAUGCUGCUUGAUGCCUCCGCGAUGUGAUGAUCUCUCGUUGCUCACGUACCAAACCUCGAUUGCCUACGCUGGCCUUCACCUAACCUACUCCAGUUCCCCUAUAAGUACCACCACGGAUCACACCCUCCAUUCGCCACAGCUCACCAGCAGCACAACCUCUCACCGGCCGUCUCGCUUCUGUAAUCUGACUGAGGUCGAUCUCUCAGCUCCAUCCAUCCAUCCGAUUCCGAUCAUGGCAGCCAGCAGCAACAAGCAGGCGUCGUCUCUCGCGCUCUUCCUUGUGGCGCUCGCGGUGUCGAGCGCCGUGCUGGUGAGCCUGGCGCCGGGCGCGGGUGCGGCGACGACGACGUGCACCCCGACGCAGCUGACGCCGUGCGCGCCGGCCAUCAUCGGGAACGCGGCGCCCACGGCGGCGUGCUGCGCGAGGCUCAAGGCGCACCCGGCGAGCUGCUUCUGCCAGUACAAGAAGAACCCCAACAUGCAGCGCUACGUCAACUCCCCCAACGGCAAGAAGGUCUUCGCCGCCUGCAAGGUGCCCCUGCCCAGUUGCUGAGCGCCCGAUCCGCCCGAUCGAGCUCUCGCGUUCUCGAUCGACGAAGCGGGCGCGCCCCCGUGCGAGCACACCGGCCGAUCGAUGACAUGGCUCGCUGGUGCUAUCUGCUGUACUAAUAAAAGACCAGUGAUCUGCUUAGAGUUCGUACGUAAUACUUGCUGAGAAUAAAUUGAGGCGUAGUAGUGCUUGGGGCCUUGGCACGUUGUGCAGACCCCAGACUUGCUGUAUCGUUUAAUUAUGUAUGAACACUUUUCAUAUAUGCAGUAUUUGUAUGAGCUUCUAUGAAGUAAAUGCUGCAAGAAUAAAAGAAUGUCACUCGGAGUUGCCUUUGGACA
Panicum virgatum (switchgrass) is the source of this 1046-nucleotide messenger RNA. RefSeq lists its product as uncharacterized. Gene Ontology annotation, biological process: lipid transport. The record is from RefSeq and is a predicted model, not a curated record. The transcript has a single exon. Lineage: Eukaryota; Viridiplantae; Streptophyta; Magnoliopsida; Poales; Poaceae. The coding region runs from base 109 to 711 and encodes 200 amino acids.